Messenger RNA from Plenodomus lingam JN3, 1560 nucleotides. RefSeq lists its product as uncharacterized. Lineage: Eukaryota; Fungi; Ascomycota; Dothideomycetes; Pleosporales; Leptosphaeriaceae. The record is from RefSeq and is a predicted model, not a curated record.
AUGGUUUCCUACCCAGAUUCCUCGAGCGCCGACCGCUCACUGCCCAUUCGCCGCCCUCCGUCAGUCUCGUCGCAUUCCUCGCGCGCAUCCACCGUCCGGAGACACCGCCAUAACCGGUCGCAAUAUGGCGGCACAACUCUGCAGCCGCAGAAUGAGUUCCCCGUCUUCACCCACACGGGCGACGUCGAGAUUGUCAUCAGCAAUGGGCGCAAGGAGGCGCGAUAUCUGCUGCACAAGCUGAUCCUCACCCAAUGCUCCGGCUUCUUCGAGGCUGCUACUAGCGAUGAGUGGGCCACGGCUGGCGAAGCUGCUGGCUCUGCAGCGAGCGGUUCUGCAGCACUAGCGAGACUGCCCUCGGGUGCGCGCCCCAAGGAAAAGAGGAAGUGGAGGUAUGAGCUGGACUGGGGCAACUCUGACGACGACUUGCCCAUGCUCGUGCAAAAGUCUCAGAGGAACACGCCCACCAUGUUUGGCGGCGGUGGCGGCGGCGACGACGACGACGCAACAUCAGCCUCACAACCCCCUCCUGCGCGCAACAAGCCUGUCGCACCCCAAUCGGGCUUCUUCCGCAGCAUGGCCAACUUUUCCACCCUUCACGUCCCGCCCUCAGUCCCGCACGAAAGCGAUCCCGACGACGACACCUUCCGCGACUACGACAACCUCUUCCGCAUCUUUUACAACUACCCGCCCUCGCUCGACUCGGUCAACAUUGCGAGCGCCUAUGUAGAGUGCAAGUCCCUCCUCCAGCUGGCCGACAUGUACGACGCGCUCGGUGUCAUCGGACCACGCGUGGACCAUCACCUGCUCCGCUUCCAGGGCCGUCUCUGGAAACAAAUCGCAAAAUACCCACCCAGCUACCUCAAACUAGGCUACAUGGCGCGCAGCAAAGCCAUCUUCGCCGAAGCCAUGGUCCACGUCGUCGGCCAAUGGCCCCAAGGCAUCAACCAACUCCGCGGCCAAAUCGCCGACCCAGUCAUCGAGCUCAUCGAAGACAAAGUCGAUGAAAUCGACGAACUCAAGCUGAAAAUCGAAGUCAAGCUGUUCCGCCUCUCCCUCACAACCAGUCGCGGCGACCGCGUCAGUCCAUCGAGCAACUGGCUAGAUUGGAUGGCCGUCUCCCUCUUCCGCCAAUGGCUCGCGGAAAAUACGACUCCGCCUCCAGCCCCAAUCCUCAAAUCCCCACGCGCACUGGCAACCUCGCGCCACGGCACGAGCAGCGCCGGACCCCUCAUCGAUACCGCACGCUCCUCCGUGGCAGCAACAGCACCGCCACCCCCUCCUGCCUUCAACACGGGCCGCAUUUUCCGCCUCCUGGGCCAGGGCGGGAACACCUACCUCGGUCACGACGAGUGUAAGCGCUUCUUACGACUCUCGCCCGACCAUUACAGCCGCGAGAACCUCAAACGGUUUGAACGGAGGGUGGACGAGAUUAAGAACAAAGCAAAGGAUGCGGUCAGGCCAGUGAUGCGCAACUUUUUGGAGCUCGAUCUAAAGGAGGGCGGACUGCCAUAUUUGACGUGCACGAGGGUUGAGCCGCAGGAUUUUCCGUGGGAUGAGUAG